Molecule: messenger RNA, 2721 nt
Organism: Caenorhabditis auriculariae
Lineage: Eukaryota; Metazoa; Nematoda; Chromadorea; Rhabditida; Rhabditidae
Source: the annotation of a GenBank genome assembly
AUGAAGUCGAAACCUCUGAAAAAUCAUCCAGUUACAUUUUAAGCACACAUUUUCCGUCAAAAUUGUUCCAGAAAAUCCACAAAAACCAGGAAAAACCACUAAAAACAACAUCAUCUGGCACGCAUCCAGUUCUGCCGUCGUCGCCAAAUUCUAGAAUCUCCCCCGCGCCACAAAAGCCCGUCGAAUUCGCAACGCACUAGGGGAUAUCGAGGUCGCCCCGUGUGUUCCGCUCAUCCCAAAACCGACGUUCCCCCCUAUCAACUUCACCUUCUUCUCUCUAUCUCUUCUACUUACAUCACUUUGUCAGACUUUGACAAAGGACAGGUUCUCCGAUUCUCCGUUUCUCUUAUCUUCAAAACAACCUCUCUUUCAGAGAAUGUUCAUCAAUAAAUUGAUAACCCUUUGUCUCGUUUUAUCAUGGGAUGGGGCAAAUGUCGUGGCGCAGAGGAAUUUUCUCACGAAUCGACAAGAAGACUUGGCGUAUCUUUGUGAAUCACUCAUUUGCGACCCGCCCAAGACUUGUAUCAUUUCUGAAGAGGUACUGUGUCAAAAACUGUGUUUAAGGCAGGUUUAAGUGGGGAAAUCGGUGAAAUACACAGAAUCGAAGCCUUGAACUCAUUUCAAGACCGUAUACAGUACCGCUCAAAAGUAUAUUAAGUUUUGGUUUUUUGAGGAUAUCUCAGCGAGUACUUAUCCGAUUUAUAUAUAACUUUCAGGGAUUAUGUAAAAUAUACUUUGAAACAUAUAAGGUAUACAAAUACAUGUCCGCAAUCACUGUGACGCUUUUUGGGAAUUUUUUUUUGAAUUCAAUUUUUUUUGUUUUUUAUGCUUUUAAUUUUUAUUAAAUUUUAUUAAAUUUUUUAAGAGUAAUAAUGUUGCAUUAUGAUUUUUUUCAUGUUUUCAGACAUGGGAAGAACCUCUGGAAAAAAGGAUUUGACUGAUAAUGACAAAAGAGCCAUCGUUGUGGGUCGUCAAAAUGGACUGACCAUGAUGACGUUGGCAGGAAUGUUCGGCGUGACAGAGGCGUUCAUUUCUCAGUUCCUAAAACGUUGGAAAGCUCAAGAUGGCUCUAUUAAGAGUCAACGCACUGGAAGACCACGUGUCACGGAUCUUAAUGACGAUAGAAACAUUUUGAAGACGUCUAGAACCAAUCCAUGACUCCCCGCCCCUGCGAUCAGACGGGAAGUUUUCUUGAAUGUGGUCUUCCAGUGCGUUGACUCUUAAUAGAGCCAUCUUGAGCUUUCCAACGUUUUAGGAACUGAGAAAUGAACGCCUCUGUCACGCCGAACAUUCCUGCCAACGUUAUCAUGGUCAGUCCAUUUUGACGACCCACAACGAUGGCUCUUUUGUCGUUAUCAGUCAAAUCCUUUUUUCCAGAGGUUCUUCCCAUGUCUGAAAACAUGAAAAAAAUCAUAAUGCAACAUUAUUACUUUCAAAAAAUUUAAUAAAAAUAAAUAAAAAUAAAAGCAUAAAAAACAAAAAAAAUUGAAUUCAAAAACAAAUUCCUAAAAAGCGUCACAGUGAUUGCGGACAUGUAUUUGUAUACCUUAUAUGUUUCAAAGUAUAUUUUACAUAAUCCCUGAAAGUUAUAUAUAAAUCGGAUAAGUACUCGCUGAGAUAUCCUCAAAAAACCAAAACUUAAUAUACUUUUGAGCGGUACUUUACAUGUGUAAAUCAGACUGAAGAAAAAAAAAAUGAAAUAAUAAAAAUCUGCUGAAACUCUGAAAAAGGUAAGAGUUCCAGGGGUACUUGUUCCUAGUUAAAGAGGUUCAUUAAGUGAUCAUUUUUAGUGCGAGAUGAGCUAAGUGGUCACUUUAGGAGACCAAAACUUAUUAUUUUUUGUAGUAUCCCACAUUUUCCAUCUCUUCCAAUGAACACUUAUAUUUCUGACGAUCUAGGACUCUCCCCUGUUUCCAACUCGCUUAGGUGAAAUUCGAAGAACCUCAGAUAACUUGAAUAAAUUCUAUUAUGCCUAAAAAUCUCCGGAAUCCUGUAGUUUUAACCUUAUUUUUCAAAGUAUGAAAUCAGUUUCCAAUCUCUUCAAAACUUGAGCUUAGAAUUAAAACUUCAACACAUUUCCAGGUGGCCCAAUGCCUCCAGCCGCCCGUCACCUCUCCACCACCAUUCGGCACAAUAAACGGUGGUCAGCCUUUGCCAGGUCCCAACUCGGCUUCUUCGAAUUUCGGCGCUGCUAUUCUACAGCCAGGACCACCGCCUCCACCAGCCGUACCACAAGGCGGUAAAAAUCACUCUUAACAUUUAUCAACGGAGCGCAGAUUUAUCAAAGGAGCGUCAGCACUCUUAAGUGGUCCCUGGGAAAAAAUACACAAAAAAUGUUCCAGGAUUCCCAAACAUCGCCGUGACAGCACCUCCUACAACUACAACUCAAUCUCCGUUUGCUCCACUUCUUUCCUUAUUCGGGGCGGCUCCAGGUGGGACACCACCUUCGAUUUUGCAGGUGAGAUUGGAAAACAUUCCCUUCUCGAAAACGUUCAAAUUGUGAAAUCUGAAAUUUUCUCUAGGCGUUCACACUUCCACCAUUUCCAUCGCUUCCAACACUCCCACCACUUCCACCAGCUCCUGCAGCUCCAACAACAACGACACUUGCUCCAGUCGACGUCUGCUCCUUGCCGCCGCUCACAGGAACUUGCAGCAGGGCCAGAAUCAUGUGGUUGGUUUUUUUCAAACCCCCCGCAUCUACUAUCUCACAGGGCCUCAUAG